This is a messenger RNA of Orbilia oligospora ATCC 24927, 1686 nucleotides long. RefSeq lists its product as uncharacterized. The transcript has a single exon. The coding region runs from base 1 to 1686 and encodes 561 amino acids. NCBI's taxonomy places the organism in Eukaryota, Fungi, Ascomycota, Orbiliomycetes, Orbiliales, Orbiliaceae. The record is from RefSeq and is a predicted model, not a curated record.
AUGGCCUCCCCUCUCAUCAGAGCGAGGGCAUUCCCUCGCUUAGCGCUACUUAGAAUCUACAUACUCAUAUCAUUCCUUCUAUUCUCUCCGUCGUCUGCCUACUGGCUUAAGCUCAAAUGGACGGGCAUGGAGGUAAGCGAAGGUACAACUAUCGAUGGGUCCAAACCUGAUGAUGAUGAUUACCCAAACUGCCAAAGGAUAAACAAGCCUCUAUCCUCCCCAUCUGACAGUCAGAUUGACGCGGUAAGUGUCCUCAACGGCUAUGACAACAAUAUACUGUAUGCUAUGGGACUUUGGCUCGAUCUCGAUUGCGAGGGUGAUCCAGAUGUUUUUAUACGUUGGGUUUCGGACGACCAAAACGGUGUUCCGUCAUGGCAGGUAGUUGACCUGACUCGAAUUGGAGGGAUGUCGACCGCAGUUGCAAAGUACAACUCUUUGAUGCUGGUCCCCCUCGAGGAGCUUGAUGGUUCAUAUGCGGAUUUCAGUGCCCCUGCGGGUGUGGGCGAUGGCGGUUAUGUUAUACUUGAUGGAGAAACUAAUCAAAUACUUCGAACUGCGCCAUUUAGUUCGGGUGGGGAGGGUCCCAUUGUUCAAUAUGGUACCAUUGGCUCCAGGACAUCAAUAUAUGACCCUGCUCGCGAUCUUCUAAAGCUAAACCCCGUUGAUAGCCUCAGGGGGGAUAAGCCUACUAAAGUCGAGACUGAGCAUAUUGAAGUUAAAAUAGAGCCUCCAUUAGAGGCUCUAGAUGGUGAAUCGGCUGAGACUUCUAAAUCAGGUCAAUUAAGACUUCAGAUCAAAGAUAAAAGCAUGCCAGUUCUUAGAGCUACGGGGAAUAUCUACGAUAAAGGAUCCACCUCUAAAUUGAGUAAACAAAUCACGCAGGACAUGCUACAAGGACGCCCAAAUACUGAGUUUAUCGGGGCCUACGAGGAACCACUUCCCAAGGACGUGGCUGAUGAUUUCCGGAAAAGCCUUGGAGAGGCCAGUGCUAGAAAAGGUUUAAAACUGGAACAUGGCCAGGACACGGCGCCUACGCUCAGGUCCCUAGCUCAAGAAGAGGCGCUUCGAAGAGCCGGAGUCAACCCAGACAAUGUCAAUUCUGGACCAAAAACGAUAAAUGACCUUCUACUGGGGCCGUCGUUCUGGCCCGAACUCUACAAAUCAGGGGGUAAAGACCCAUACGGAGCUAUGGGUAUAAUACCAGAAAACCUUCAGGCAGAUUAUUGGAACGCACUACAAAGCAAUGCUGAUAAGGGGGGCCCGGCCGACGUACUGCCGGUACACCAACUGAGCGCCUUAAUCGAAAACCGUAUGUUCGGGGAGUCAAGGGACAGGCCGGAAAAUAUACGACCCGGCAGGUUCGAAAACCGGCUUCAAAGGUCGUUCACAGAUCGUACCGACCGCCCCGUAAUUGAUCGAUCAGAAUUGGAGGAACCGAAGGCGUGGGCAGAUGAUCCGACGCAGCACCCAACCUAUAAGUCUCCGAGUACAAAGAUUGAAGUUGAACCUGAAGGGCAAGUGAAGGUAGAGGAUACUACAGUGCAAUUACAGCAGGCCCAGGCGCCAGUUCCCCAAGCCAACAUUAAUAAUGCACCGUUGAGACCACCAGCAGUGGAAGAUCCGGAUCCUUUCCUCAAUGUUCCGACAAAUGAAAACUACUUUAAGUUUAGGCUUCGUCGGCACUGA